This is a messenger RNA of Linum trigynum, 2364 nucleotides long. The record is from the annotation of a GenBank genome assembly. Lineage: Eukaryota; Viridiplantae; Streptophyta; Magnoliopsida; Malpighiales; Linaceae.
CUUUUGUAAGAAGGGGUAUUGUUGAACUUUUGUUAAAGAUGAUUGCCGAGCACCCUUAACGAGCAAGAAAAGCAAAGUAAGUACAAGAACCAAGCAAGGAACCAGAUCUAGGGUUCUUCUUCCAUCGACUGCCCGAAAUCCAAUUCUCUCUCUCUCUCUUCGUUUUCCCGGCUACACAGAGAUGGCACUCGAGUGGGUGAUGCUUGGGUACGCGGCGGGCGCGGAGGCGAUCAUGGUCCUCCUCCUAACAAUCCCAGGCCUCGACGGACUGCGGAAGGGACUGAUCGCCGUGACUCGCAACCUUCUGAAGCCGUUCUUGUCGGUGGUCCCGUUCUGCCUGUUUCUGCUGAUGGAUAUCUACUGGAAGUACGAGACCCGGCCGAGCUGCGACGGCGAAUCCUGCAGCCCGAGCGAGCAGCUCCGCCACCAGAAAUCAAUCAUGAAGAGCCAGAGGAACGCCCUGUUGAUCGCCGCGGCGCUGAUCUUCUAUUGGCUGCUUUACUCCGUCACCAAUCUCGUCGUCAAGAUCGAGCAGCUGAAUCAGCGCGUUGAGAGGCUCAAGAGCAAGGAGUGAUGGAAUGUGCUCGGCGGCGGCGGUGGUGGUCGUCGUCGACGAACAGCCAGAUAAGUGCAUUUUUAGCAAAGUGGGUUCAUCUAUCUAGUUUUUUGCCAUUUCCCGGUGUUUCCUACUACGAUCGAGUAUGUGCGCUUUAACCCGUUCAUCGUUUUCUUGUAGACGCUUGUUUAGUAAUCGUGUUUGUAAUGUGUUUCUGUUUGUGAGGUUUCCCAUGGACCAUUCAAAUUCUGCUUGUUGAAUUUGAUGGAAGGUUAAGCAUUAUGCUUAGGACAAUACAAUAUAAUAAUAACGUUCGUUCUUUCCAAUCGAAUUUGUUUCCUUUCCUGCCUGUGUUCCUUGAUUUGGUCUCCCAAGUUUCAGCCCGUGAAGCAUUAGUAUUCAAUUAGGCUGCAGUUUGUUAGAUAGAUUGUUGAAUGCGCUUCUUUAUUCCAUGGUGAAUUUACAAGUCAAUACUCUUUUGAAAGCAGUUUUGAUAUGCAUGUAUCGAUUUCCGGAGUUUAUGCUUGAAGCACUAUGAUUCAAUUGUAACUGCUUGAUCUUGUGUUAUGUUGUUGCCUUUAGCUCUAGAAUAGACAGACUGACUUCCUUGAUGUUCUAGGAUGGGAAGAACAGAGUUACACAUAGAUAAGCACCCUCUCCAAGUCAUUGUCUUUAUUGUCAGUAAUGGAAGCAAUCGUCCCUACCGUCGUAAUAUAAGAGCACCUGGCUCGCUCAUUCACAAGGGCUCAUUCUAUGUCCAAACAUCACAUACCAGCAGAUGUGGUCACCAUCAUAGGUACUCAAGAUAUUGUGUGUGGAAAGGUGGAUAGAUAGGACUACAAGUUGCUCGAUUAGGAACCUAGCUUUAUUGCAAGAUUUUCAUGACAACUUCUUGAUGGUGGUUGGUGUAUAUGGGCCUUUCUAUGUACUGUUCCCUCCGUAGUAGUUCUGGUAUUCUUGACGAGACCACCAUGCAUUCUCGUGGGUCUGCUAUAUCUCAUGUUUUCAAAACAGUAAGAAGGCGAGGCCAUUGUAAUGUCACUAUGUCAGGCAAGAAAAUUACUUUCUCAAGUUUAAUCUUGCCUUUUGUGUGAAGCAACAUUAACCUGCUUAGGACCAUAAUCUUUCGUAUAUGUGCGCUCUGUUACUGCUUGCUGUUGUUAGGAGGUGGAGCGGCAGAGGUUGAGAUUUGAGAUGUUGGAUUAGAUGGCUGGAUAAUGAAUGGGGUUUGAUGGAUAUAAUUAAGGGUUGAACACUUACCUGGGGUUAUGAAAGGUGCAAACGGACGUUUGAAAAGUAUUGAAAGGUCCGUCGGGAAAAGUGGGGAAAAUAAGAGGACAAAGGAGAGGAAAAUGCAGUGGAAACUCCAUGGAUAGGUGUGGAGAAAGUUGGUGGCAGAGCGCUUUUGGAUUGUUUUAUCUCGAAUCUGGGGGUGAGGGAGUGAGUGGGCGAUCCAAAUAUGAGGUGAUGGUAAUUUUAUAAUGAAGGGGGUGUGUGGCUAACAUAUGCCUGCCACGCUCUUUCCCACUUACCCCCUCUUCUUUCUUUUCAUCAAAAGAGGUCGGGUAGAUCACUAGAUUGUGGAUAUGGUGGGAAGAUGGUGAUCUAUAAACAUGUGGUCACUUGGGUAUUGAUUUCUUUUAGUAGCGUGUUGUUAUCAUUUUCAGAUCUUUUUUCUAACUUCUUUCCAAAUAAAGAAGAUGAUAGAGAAAUGGUUUAUGAAGCGGAGAGAGAUUUAGUCAAGAACAAACAAACGCAAUGAAGGACAAAAACAAAGAAUACACUUAGAAUAAAAACUAAGGCGCGAA